Cladocopium goreaui is the source of this 987-nucleotide messenger RNA. Lineage: Eukaryota; Dinophyceae; Suessiales; Symbiodiniaceae. The record is from the annotation of a GenBank genome assembly.
AUGGCCAAAGCUUACCAUAGUCGUCGAGACCAACAGGUCAAACUGUCUGGACUUGGACUCGGUGCAGUCUACGAGACUCUCAUCGUGGAUUUCGGGGGUCCCGGAGAGCUCCCAAUACAGAGGAGAGUGGGUGGUGGCAAGCGAGAUGUGCGGAGAUUUGAAUUGGCACCUGGCGACCCUCCACAGAUUCGUGUUCAUGUUGUCCGUGACCGUGGCUGGCGGAUAGCUGAUGUUGUGGUACCUGGUGUCACCCAGGAGAGAAUCGUUUCCUUGGAUUCCAGUUCUGGGCCCGCUCCAGCACCGCCUCCACUGCUACCUCCGCCUCCUGAAUUCUUGAGUACAUAUCGCAAGCCCACUCCGGAGGAACUCGAGGAGAGAGCUGCUGCUAUUGUGCAAAAUGAUAGGGAAGAACUUGUUGGGCUAUGGGAGUGGUGUCGAGAUGCUGAAACUCAACAUCCAGGCAGCCUGGGUCCAGAAAAGUGGGCCGCGUACAGUGCUGACCAUAACCACGAGAUAGAAACAGCUUUCAGAAGUGGUGAGUUGCAAGCAGACAUUGUGAUCGGAAUUCGCAGCUACGAAGUGCUUUUCGAAGGAUCGACUAUGCACGGAAAGCAGGUAGACAAGAAACAUAAAAAACGACGGUUUGUUCGGCGAAGAGCUGUUCCUGUCGAAGAGAAGGAAGCGGCCCUACAAAGUGGGGAAGCUGCUGUGGCGACAGCUGUUGCUCAGGAUCCUUCUCUAGCUGAAAAAGAAUGUGUCAUUUGCGCGGAAUCGUUCGCAGAUACGUAUGCCAUGCCGGUGGUUCGACUGCGAGAAUGCGGACACAUAUUUCAUGGAGCCUGUGUUCAAGACCUGGCCGACCGGAAAAAAACUUGCCCUUUUUGUCGUGCUGAGGUGCUGCCAGCUGCUGACAUGUUGACAUUUUUUGUUCAUGGUUUUAUUUCGCACGCAUCGACAGUGCUCUCUUGCGUCAAAUUGGUGGGUUAA